Molecule: messenger RNA, 3654 nt
Organism: Hyalella azteca
Lineage: Eukaryota; Metazoa; Arthropoda; Malacostraca; Amphipoda; Hyalellidae
Product: spore wall protein 2
Exons: 2
Coding region: 135-875 (246 amino acids)
Source: RefSeq, a predicted model, not a curated record
ACACUCAAAUAACCGUCUUAUUCAUUCCAGAUUCUGAAAAUUGAAGUAAAUUCACAAAUAUAAAGUUACAAAUUAGUCGAGCGUUUCGCGAUUUUUUAAAAUCUUGCAGUCACCCACGAGGACCAAAUUUCAGCAUGCCACAGCGUUCCGAUGAGCACAUGGAAGGCGAGACCGGCGAGGAGGCGAACACCACCGCCGAGGUCUGGACUGAGGAGACCUCAGAGAACGGUGGAGCUGCCGGCGGAGAUGGUGAUGGAGAUGGAGAUGGAGAUGGAGGAAGUGUAGAAGGAGAAGGUGGAAACGAAGGUGAUGCUGGUGAGGGCGAAGGCGAGAGUGGAGAUGGAGAUGAGGCCAGUGGAGAUACCGAACAAGGAGGAGAGGGAGAAGAAAGUGGUGAAGGUGGAGAAGGAGCUGAUGAAGAGGAAGGCAGUAAAGACUCUGGUGAAGAUAGUGGAGAUGGAGACGGUGCGGAAGAUGCGGGAGAGAGUGGAGAAGGAAGUGAAAAUGACGAAGGAGGAGAAGGUGAAACUGAAGAAACUGGAGCUGGUGGAGAUUCUGAUGAAGGAGAUGGCACAGAGGCGGGGGAUUCUGAAAAAUCUGAGGAAACUGACAACGCAGCGGACGAAGAAAAGGGGGAGGGAGACGGCAAAGAAGACGGAGGAGAUGACGGGGGAAGUGGAGACGCGGAAGAAGGAAGUGGAGAUGCGGAAGAAGGAAGUGGAGAUGCGGAAGAAGGAAGUGGAGAUGCGGAAGAAGGAAGUGGAGAUGCAGAAGAAGGAAGUGGAGAUGGAGAUGACGCAGACGGGGAAGCAGAAAAAGAAAAGGCGGAUGAAGAGAAGGAAGAAGAAGCUAGUCCAGAUUCAGGCGACGCGUAGCAACUUAUCUCUAAACUUAUUCUCCCAGCUGAAAAUCACAACAGAGUUACGGUAGCCAACAGUCGGUCAUCCGGUGCAGCCAGCUUGACUGCCAAGAUAAUAGGCUUUAAUAAAUGACGUGGUGGUAGUCUGCUUUCUUCAGCUCAUAGCUAGCUUACCAGUCGAACUGCGCAUACUGUCUUUGGUACGAAUCUUAAGCCUAACACCGUCAUAUUUAGAAAUUUAGAAUUAAAAUCAAAUUUUCUCCCAAUUACUUCGUUUGCGUUCUCAAGAUAGUGAUGCAGAGCUUUGUAAAAGUCAACGCGAUAAUGGUAACUUGAGAGCUAAUUUUAAUUCACUAAAUUUUUCAUGAGGUAAUUGUAGCAAAAUAUUCGGCCCCUUUUAAGUUGAACGAUUUAUUCAUCCAUUCAGGAUUUAUUUCACAUUAAUUGCGAUUUAGAAUAAUUGAAUGAUUCGGCGUUGGCAAGCCGAAAUUCAAAUAUUGUAAUUCGUUAAUACAUCUAUUUUUGAGACAUAAUAAAUUCAGAGCUAUUAUACACUUGAUCGCACUUGCAUGUUAAAAGUUUUCUCAAAAUGCUUCUUCUGAAUCUAAGAACUUUUCAAUCUAUCUUCGUUAGUAAUAACAAAAAAUAAAGACAUCGCCAUAAUUGGCGGCUAAUGUGGCAUCUUGAUAAUGUGAAGCAGGACGCGCCAACGAGAAGGGGAGACAUCAAAUGAAUAGUUGUAAGUUUUACCUAACUUAAUGUUAAAGGCUAUAGAUUUAAAGCGAUAAAUUUUACCAGAUUCAUAUCGAUGACAUAUCGCUAGUGAUAAGACUAUCCCAUGUGAUGUUGGCUAAGGCAAUGUGUGCACCAUAUCAAGCUAAGUUAUUUUAAAGAUUGUAGCAAAAUUAGGCAUAACUUGAGCUGGGCUUUUAUCAAAAAAUUAGGCGGGAAGCAAUGAUGAGAAUUCUAAGUCUACUACAUUUUAGCGCAAGUUGUGGAAUCUAUGGAGUGAGUACUGAUGUAUCUUUCCUACUUACCUUCGCCAAUUCUUAUAGUCAUUAUCUCCUCAGCUUUAACCUAAUUAUUGUAGACUAAGUCGAUAUUUAGACCCGCGGAUAUAGUUAUAAAUGUAGUCCUGUAUGCCUUGUAAUGCUAAAAUCUGUUCGUCCAUCAGUCCUUUUAGGCUUUCGCUAGGAAUAUUUAAAAUAAUUAGGAUAGUUCAUGUCAAUGUGAUCUUAAAACGCUGCUUCUUUAUCAUCAUCUGUAACGAGGCUUGAGACAGUUACAGUUAGCAGGGUCGCGUUCACCAGACAGGUCGGGGAACGCAAGUGUCGCACUUACGCAGGACAUCAGGGCUCUCUGGAUACUCCAUCCCCUGGGGUAUUAGACAUUAGGGUUCUAUUAAAACCCCCAUCCAUUGGGGGCUCUCUGGACAUUCAUAGCUCUCUCUAUUGAGUAUUAGACAUAAAAGCUCUGUAAACACCUCACCCACUGGAGUAUUAGACAUAGGGGCUCCCUAAAUAUCUCACCCACUGGAUUAUUAGACAUAAGGGCUCUCUAAACACCUCACCCACUGGAGUAUUAGACAUAAGGGCUCUCUAAACACCUCACCCACUGGCGUACUAGACAUAAGGGCUCCCUAAAUAUCUCACCCACUGGAUUAUUAGACUUAAGGGCUCUCUAAAUACAACAUUAUGGCUAAAUCACAAAUACGGUAUUUAUUAUAUAUAUCGCUAUGUUUCCCUGUAAUAUGUACUCAGGAGGAAGUGAGGCUCAAAUUACAGCUUAACGAAUUCAUAAAACAAAUCUUUAACUGAGAAGAAAAUCUAUAAAUUAAUUAGUCCGUUAAAUUAGUAUUAGGAGUUGAAGAAUUAAUAGUAUCAUAAUCACAGAGCCUUGAUGAUCAUAAUCAGUGCCAUCGACCGAGAAUGCUUCUUUAAUUUUCACGUGAACAUUAAAUCACUUCGUCCAUACAUAAACAAUCGAGUGUUGAGUCAAUUUUACAUAUUAACGAGUAAUAAUCACGAAUAGCCAUUUUAAACAUUUAAAUCAAGCCAUUAUCGACAUCCGUGAAUCGACGUUAUCAGCAUUCAUUGAGGGCUUUGUUCUUUCAAGGUUUACUCUUAGAAUAAAUUUUCAUAUCGCAUUCCUCUCAUCAUUUCCAACGCUAUAUCAAUAGACAUAAUUAGCCAGAGAGUGCAAGGAAUUGUAGUGAUCUAGAUUGUGAUGUAGAUUGUAUCUAGAUUGAGUGUAUCUAGACUGCGAAGCCUAAAGUUAGAGGACAUAAUAAUUAGUUAUGGCUUCCUGCCUUUGCUCGGUUAGAUUUACGAACAAUUCAUUUGGUAGAAAUAAAGAAGGUAAGCAUCAGUGAGAGGAUUUUAUGCCAUGAAAUUUUAUGCAAAAACAAAUCAAUGUACUUCUGGACUAUUUCUUAAAGGGUAACCUUGAGAAAUCUCAAAUUUCUUAUUACUUCUAAAGGGUAACCUUCUCCACUACCUUUGUUGUUUGUGUAUGAAGUAACUUUAGAAGCACUGGUCAUCUAAUAAAAAUUAACUAAAUCACCUCAACGCCAAGUCAUUACACAUUUCCACUCGACUACCUUUAUUGUUUGUGUAAGAAGUAACUUUAGACGUACUGAUCAUCUAAUAAUAAUUAUCUACAGCACCUCAACACUACGUCAUUACACAUUUCCAGUUGCAGUGACUUCUGCUCUUAAGCCUCUAGUAGAUGAAGAUGCCGGUUGCAGCAUAGGCAGCUAAGUAUUGUAGUUCAGCGACAAUACACUUCCCUCGCAA